GCACAAACCUCCAGUUGACCGACAAAACAAGAUCAGCGUACCUGCAUUCCAUCGAACCUCGCCGACCUCGAAUCUCAAUCCCUCGAUAUCGCUGGACCGCCAACCACCGCCAUCAUGAUCAACCAAACCGGCAUGCUCGGUGAAGAUGGCAUCCACAUCGACAUGAACCAUCUCAAAUCGGGAGAGGUCAACCUCGGAACCUCGAUCAUGGCCAUCAACUUCAAGGACGGGGUCAUCUUGGGAGCAGACAGUCGAACAACCACAGGCGCAUACAUUGCCAACCGCGUCACGGACAAACUCACACAAGUUCACGACACGAUCUGGUGCUGUCGGUCAGGCUCAGCGGCGGACACACAGGCAGUGGCGGAUAUUGUGCAAUACCACCUGGGCAUGUACGGCAUCACAAACGACGAACCACCGACGACACAAACGGCCGCGGCCAUCUUUCAAGAGCUGUGCUAUGACAACAAGGACUCAUUGAGUGCGGGCAUCAUCAUCGCAGGGUGGGACCACAGACAUGGCGGACAGGUGUACUCGAUCCCGUUGGGAGGCUCUCUUCACAAGCAGUCUUACGCCAUCGGCGGGUCAGGCUCGACAUACAUCUAUGGUUACUGCGACGCCAACUGGAAGGAGGGCAUGGAUGAGGCGGAGGGAAUCUCGUUUGUGAAGGGCGCGCUACAGGAGGCGAUCAAGUGGGAUGGCAGCUCGGGAGGUGUGAUUCGCAUGGUGGUUCUGACGGCGAAGGGUGCUGUGCGACACUUGUAUCUUCCUGACAGAGGCUACACCGGGCCAGGAACCGACAAGCCAUGA
Molecule: messenger RNA, 810 nt
Organism: Zymoseptoria tritici IPO323
Lineage: Eukaryota; Fungi; Ascomycota; Dothideomycetes; Mycosphaerellales; Mycosphaerellaceae
Product: proteasome core particle subunit beta 1
Exons: 2
Coding region: 115-810 (231 amino acids)
Cellular component (GO): proteasome core complex
Molecular function (GO): threonine-type endopeptidase activity
Source: RefSeq, a predicted model, not a curated record